Messenger RNA from Liolophura sinensis, 1410 nucleotides. RefSeq names its product carbohydrate-responsive element-binding protein-like. The transcript is spliced from 7 exons. The coding region runs from base 1 to 831 and encodes 276 amino acids. NCBI's taxonomy places the organism in Eukaryota, Metazoa, Mollusca, Polyplacophora, Chitonida, Chitonidae. The record is from RefSeq and is a predicted model, not a curated record. Gene Ontology annotation, biological process: regulation of transcription by RNA polymerase II. Gene Ontology annotation, molecular function: protein dimerization activity; RNA polymerase II cis-regulatory region sequence-specific DNA binding; DNA-binding transcription factor activity, RNA polymerase II-specific. Gene Ontology annotation, cellular component: nucleus.
AUGGUACGAGGGGAGGGAUUUCCUGUCGACCUCCUGUACUACGCUUUAGAGGAUCAUCCAUUCUCUGACUUCGACAGAGAAACCUUUCUCUCAACUCAGGGUUAUAACCAAGAGAAAAGUUACGACCCUGUAACCCCUGAGGCGUGGACUGAAACAUUACAUGCCCCGUUAGAACAGCAAGAGAGCGAGGAUACGGCGAAAACCACACGGAAGAAGGAGAGUCGUAAAAAGGGACGACCAUGUAACCCUGUCCCCCGCCAUAAGAGAUUCCCCCAUCGGGCUUUCUUUGAAUUAGAGAAGUUGGUUCCGGAAAUCAACGAUCACCCUGUGUGCCAAGACAGCAAAUCAGCAAAACUUUUUAAAGUCUCUGACCACUGUCGCCGACUGGCAGGUGAAAGCCGACAGCGAGAUGAGGAGAUAGCCAGCCUACGGCAACAAAUUGAAAGGAUGUCUAGCGAGAUCCAAGAACGGCAGUCCUGUCUACCGGCCGUGGGAAUCCAGCAAGUGGACAAACCUCCUUGCUUCCUCGACACAAUGCUCGACAACUACGUCAGAUCUAGGAUUUAUCACAACUGGAAAUUCUGGAUGUUCAGCCUUCUUGUCAGACAGUUGUUCGCCUCCUACAAUACCUCAGUCUCAACUAUCAAUCACUGCCAAUUCACACAGUCCGUAUGCCAGUGGACCGAAACAUAUCUCAACGCCCACUAUCUUCGACCCGCCGUGGGAUCUCUCCUACAGGACGUCCGUACUCAAACCCCUAUUCUGACAGAACCCUACAGAGUGGCCCAGAGCGUUAUAACCAACUUCUUCCAGACGUCUACUCAUGUCUAGAAAAUGUCCACAUGGUUAGUUUUGUGUUGUGUGAAUCAAUGUCCUAUAACUAUUCUGUCACGGCGUCAGAAUAAGGAGCGUGCACUCGGUCUGUCUGUAAUACAUCCACGCUGUCUGAAGGAACAUAUUGCGCCCCUGGCGUCUGAAGCACUCUAAUACGUCUAAAGCGCUACAUUACAACUGUGCUAUCUGAAUCAUCACACUACACCCUGGCGUCUGAAAUGCUAUAAUACACCUUCGUCUGAAGCACUCUAAUACGUCUGAAGCGCUACAUUACACCUGCGCUAUCUGAAUCAUCAUACUACACCCUUGACGUUUGAAGUCCUCUUAUACACCUUCGCUGUAUGAAUCAUCAUACUGCACCCACGACUUCUGAAGUGUUCUUGCACACCAUUGUGGUGUGAAUCAUCAUACUACACCCCUGACGUCUGAAAUGAUGUAAUACACCUGUGCCGUCUGAAUCAUCAUUCUACACCCUUGGCGUUAGAAAUUGUAUAAUACACAUUCGCCGUCUGAAUCAUUAUGCUACACCCACCACGUCUGAAGUGCUGUUAUACACCUUCGCUGUGUGAAUCAUCA